GAUGUUUGCGAUCACUCCGCCCACCGGGGGCGCAAAGUAGUCCCCUCCCCCACCCCCCUCAGUCACAACUCGCGCCAUUCACAUCGCGGGCGGCUACACCACAGAUCGUGGGCGGUGAGGCGAGGCGUGAAUUCGACUCCGAGUUCUCGUUGCAUCACGGACCGCGGGGGGUGGGGGUUAAUCAAAGAGAUCGGCACUACUUUUUGGGGCCAAUUUGGUCAAGAAUCGAAUAUUUAGACAGCGCUGUUUUCGAUUAAAUUCAUCGAUUCCUCAUAAGAAACGGUCAGGGUAUGGCUAUCGAUUCAGCCUUGGUGAAUCGCCCUUUGCAAUUGUAUUUACGCGAACGAGGAAAAAUCGAUUCCGAGACGAUCCGAUUUCAAAUACGUUCCAAUAAGGAUAUCGAUCCGCGUCCAUGCAAAGUAAUAGCGAAUUUGGGAAUCGACACAGUCCAGCCUGCAACACCGUAAUAUCGAUUCACCGCGCUCUGUUUGAAUUGGGAAUCGAUUGAUAAGUGUUGGGGGGUGGAAUCGAUUCCUCCACGUGUGGCUUGCUCCGCUCUCAACGCGGCAACAGCUGCUGGACCGGGAGCUGAGACAGCGGCACCCCGCAGGCCCCGAUGGCCCAGACGGCCCGGCUCUUCGUGGCCGAGGAGGCUGCCGAGCGAGCUCUGAGCUCGGCCGCCGCCACGGCCCCGGCCGAGGGCCGCACCGGCCUCCUGCUGGGCCUGACUGGCAACUCAUCCACCUCCUCCGCCUCAUCGCCGUCGAACCGCGACGUGGUGCUGCUGGCCGUGCCCACCCCGGCCCGCGAUGACGACGAAGAGGAGGAAGAGGACGGGGAGCGUGCGGGGGAGGCGUGGGCGGCGGAGCACGCCCGCCUCGUCCGCCGGAUGCUCCCGGGGGGCAUUGCCAUCCUCGGCGUUUUCCUCGCCUUCCCCGGCGGCGACGGCUACGGCGGCGACACCGAGAAGCGACAGGCCAAGCUGCGGCGGCUCCUGUUCGUGGUGGAGCGUGCCCUGGCCCGGGGGCGGCCUCCACAGGGAAGAGGAGGAGACGACGACGACGAUGACGACGAGGCGGACGGGAAGCACCGAGCCGCGCUGCUCGCCAUUGGCCCCGGCCGCUGGUGCAGCUCCUACGACGUCCGCGACGCCCAGGCGGCAGUGUCGCGCGCCGAGUGGAAGCUACGGCCGAAGCCGCCGCAGCACCAGCAGCAGCAGGGCGCGACGCCGCUCCUCAUCGAGCUGCGCUGCACCCUGCACCUCGAGCUGCGCGCGCCGCUCUCCCCGCCCGGCGGUCGCGGUGGCGGAGCGUCGGCCGCCGGGGCCCUGCGCGCCGCGACGCGCCAGCUGGCGGGGCAGCUGCGGCGCGCCGUGUGCCUCGUGGACGGGAGGUUCCUGCGCGACAAUGAGGCCAUCAGCCUUGCGGACGGCGGCGGCGGUGGCGGCGGCGGCGGCGGUGGCCGGCGGCGUCUAAAGCAACAGCAGCAGCAGCGCCCGUCCCCGCCCAUCGCCGUGCGGAUGCUGCUACCGCCCCCCCGGGACGCCACCGGGGCCGCCGCCCCCGGUGCCGGGGGACCGUGCCCCCACGGCCUGCUGCAGAUCGUUGGCUCGGCGAGCUGCCGGGCGCUCGUCAACCCCCAGCAGAGGCCGCUGCUGGCAGGGCCGGCGCUGAGGGCGCUCAAGGCGGACGCCGUGGCCUCGCUGUGGACGCGCUGCGAGCUGCUGUUGGAAGAGGAGGAGCUCGUGGGGGCGGGGCGCGAGGCCGCGGCCACGGCCAAGGUCCUGCCUCGCCGAGUCUUCGUCCCCGUGCCGGGCCUGUGGGGUGCCCGCCUCUGCCACUUUGCCUUCCCCGACGAGACGGCGGCCGACUGCGCCGCAAGGGUCGGCGAGGUCCUGGGCCUGGGACUCGCCGGGGCGGAGGAGGUGGAGGAGGCCGAGGAGGUGGUGGCCAUGGUGGUGGAGGAGGAGGAGACCACGGGACCCAUCGUCACCGCCGAUGGCGCUGAUGGUGAUGAUGGGAGUGGAGGAGCGUGUGGACCGGAGGCGAUGAGGAGGAGAAGGAGGAAGGAAGAGGAGGAGGAUGGGAGGGGUGGUGUGCGAGGUGAAGUCGGCACUGCCGGGAGGCUGUGCCGCUCGCCGGCCUGGCUGGUGGUGGGCGCCGGAGUGGCCGUGGUGGCUGUGGUGACCAUGGUGCUGCUGCUCUACUGCGACGGUGGCCGACUGAGUGACGAGGAGGAAGAAUGAAUACACGGCAGUGGCGGCGGUGGUGGCGGCGGUAAUUUGCGUGAAAUAAUGAAGGGGCCGAUGAUGAUGAAUAAAUAAUAAUGCUGAA
Lethenteron reissneri (Far Eastern brook lamprey) is the source of this 2333-nucleotide messenger RNA. It is a transcript of the gene ODR4, whose product is annotated as odr-4 GPCR localization factor homolog. NCBI's taxonomy places the organism in Eukaryota, Metazoa, Chordata, Hyperoartia, Petromyzontiformes, Petromyzontidae. The record is from RefSeq and is a predicted model, not a curated record. Gene Ontology annotation, biological process: intracellular protein localization. Gene Ontology annotation, cellular component: endomembrane system.